AUGGCAGAAAACGAGCAAGAUGUCCCUCCGAGCCAGAAAUCUGACGACUUCGUCGAAGCCAUGACCGCCGCCAUGCCACCGCGCCUGCAAGCCGCCCGCGACAUGACGGCCGACGAGCUCGUCGCAGAAAUGAACCGCAUCCCGCUGUUCAUGACCUCUCUCGACGAACCCAAUAUCGCGGCCGAUGGAAAAGCCAACGCCGAAGAAAACGUUCUAAUUGAAGCCCUGAAAGCGUUGGCCUACGAGGGAACGCCCUUCGAAGUCGCGGCCAAUUUCAAGGAGCAGGGCAACGAAGCCGCUCGGAUGAAGAAUUGGUCUGAUGCGCGGGAGUUUUAUUCCAAGGGGAUCCUGACUCUACGUCGCCUCGUCCCGACGAAUGAGAAGGUGGAGGCUGCGGCGCAGAUGUCUGUUGCGCCCAAGAAUAUUCCUGUGGUGGAGGACGAGGAGGCGGAGAAGGCCAAGGAGAAGGCGCUCGAGGAAACGUGUCUCGCGAAUCGAGCGCUGUGCAAUCUUGAGAUGACUGCACUGAAACUCAACCCCCGGAAUGUCAAGGCAUGGUAUCGCGCCGCGUCGGCUUGUCUCGUGCUUGACAAACUCCCCGAAGCCGCCGACGCAUGCACUUCCGGCCUGGGAUUCGACCCCGACAACGCUGCGCUCAAGACAUGUUUGACUAAAGUCCAAACGCGCGAGAAAGCUCUCCUGGCCGUGCAGACUGCCCGUCAGGAACGCGAGGAACGCGCGCGAAACGAAGCUGCCACAUUGCGAUUCGCACUGCAUCAACGAGGGAUUUUGCCGAAUCGGAAAACGGACAGUCCGCCUGAGAUGGAAGACGCGGAGCUCAAAUUGGCGGAUAAGAACGAUGCCAAGUCCGCGCUCAACUUCCCUUUACUUCUUCUGUAUCCCCUUCACGCGCAGACGGAUUUCAUCAAGGCUUUUGGGGAGACGGAAACGCUUGGACAGCAUCUCGGAUACAUCCUCCCUGUGCCCUGGGAUGAGAAGGGAGAGUACAAAUCGGAGAAAUCUGCAGAGGGCGUGGAAUGUUAUAUGGAGACAGCACAGGGUGGAUUGAUCAAGGCCGGAAAGAAUCUCACCAUUGGGAAGAUUUUGGGGACGGGCAAGGUGGAGAUUGUGGAUGGGCUGGUGAGAGUUUUUGUGGUGCCGAAGCCGAGGGCGAGUGAAUGGAUAGAACAGUUCAAAUUGAGGAGAGGCAAGCAGUAA
Messenger RNA from Dissoconium aciculare CBS 342.82, 1218 nucleotides. RefSeq lists its product as uncharacterized. The transcript is spliced from 2 exons. Gene Ontology annotation, molecular function: Hsp90 protein binding. The record is from RefSeq and is a predicted model, not a curated record. Gene Ontology annotation, biological process: protein folding. Bases 1 to 1218 code for a protein of 405 amino acids. Lineage: Eukaryota; Fungi; Ascomycota; Dothideomycetes; Mycosphaerellales; Dissoconiaceae.